UCUCUACUCCCAAAUCCUUCCAUGGCUUCCUCUCAAAUUCAACAACCACCACUUCCCACCACCACAAUCACCAUUGAGUCCAUUGAAUCGUCUCUUCAAAAUCUCAUCAAGAACUGGCAGAGAAGGCAGAGAUGGCAGAGAUGGAAGCACGUGUUCAGCUCUAGACAACAAGAUAAUCUUGGUCACCAUAAGAGAGCUCCAUGGAGAAUCCACCUUGCCAGUUUCCUAGAGUCAACCCCUGUCCAUGUUUUCUCUAUUUGUUUGCUUCUCACAGACCUCAUAUUCACUGUCCUUGAAAUUUCCUCCUCUCUACUGUCCUGCUCUACCAAGGAGAACAAGAAGGGAGAAACUUGGUACCAUUGGGUUGGGAUUGGCAUACUUGGCCUGCUUUGUAUAAAGAGCAUUGCACUGGCUAUAGCGCUUGGGUUUUCGUUCUUUUGGCGACCCGGGUAUGUGGUUGAUGGCGCAGUUGUGAUCGGGGCAUUGUUCUUGGAAGCCUUUCUGGAGGGGAAAGGAGGAGGGUUGCUUGUGGUGGUGAGCUUGUGGAGGGUGGUGAGGGUGGUGGAGAGCGUGUUCGAGCUGAGUGAUGAGGCCAUUGAAGCACAGAUUGAAGCGGUUUUACGCGAGUUUGAGGCACUAAGGGGUGAGAACAGAAGGCUAUUAGAAGUGAUCGGUGAGAAGGACAAAUUGAUUGAGAAGCUCCAAGAAGAACUCGAUCACUGCAAACAGGCUUGUAAUUAAUCCUUUAUCAGUCUAGUAACUUACAUUGUAUUUGCUGAUAAUUAUGCAGCCUGGAUUAGUUGCUUCCAAGCCAACAUUGAAAAAGUUGCAUGCAGCAAAAUUACUUGGUUUUCUAAAGUAUAUAUGUACUCUAUCAUUCCUUGUAUUGUCUUUUAA
Messenger RNA from Vitis vinifera (wine grape), 897 nucleotides. RefSeq lists its product as uncharacterized. Gene Ontology annotation, biological process: proton transmembrane transport. NCBI's taxonomy places the organism in Eukaryota, Viridiplantae, Streptophyta, Magnoliopsida, Vitales, Vitaceae. Gene Ontology annotation, cellular component: plasma membrane. The record is from RefSeq and is a predicted model, not a curated record. The transcript has a single exon. Gene Ontology annotation, molecular function: voltage-gated proton channel activity. Bases 22 to 741 code for a protein of 239 amino acids.